UUUAACUCAACCGCGAUGAGUAAAUUAUCAACUGAAGACCUCCGCUUUCGCCUCCAGGUCUCCUCUCGCAUAACAUAUUUCCUUCUCCAAGUUAUCCAGUGGUUGAUUCUAAAUCACUACGUUUUCCCACAGCUGUCGAAUUCUGCGCCGUUGCGAGAGGGAUUAAUAUCCGGCGCUGCAUCUAUAGUAUCUUACGUUUUGUAUUCCUGGCUUAUAGGAUUUGAAUACGGUGACAAAGAACGGUACUUUACCUUCGUUACGACAAUUGCUGUCAUGCUCAUGAUGCGCUUUAUUUUCCUUACAUAAGCUUCAAGUUACGGCCAUUCGCGGGUUAUGAUUGCUUAGAAAAGGCUUAUGAGGCUUAUCAACGGAAGGUAGUUGUUAGGUAUGACCAGGAAAUGGG
Daldinia vernicosa is the source of this 403-nucleotide messenger RNA. RefSeq lists its product as uncharacterized. The coding region runs from base 16 to 306 and encodes 96 amino acids. NCBI's taxonomy places the organism in Eukaryota, Fungi, Ascomycota, Sordariomycetes, Xylariales, Hypoxylaceae. The record is from RefSeq and is a predicted model, not a curated record. The transcript has a single exon.